UCCAUUUUCGUCCAAGAUCAUCUCUCUCCACUUCCUCUCUCGCUCGUUUCGCAUCCGAAGAAAAAGGGAAGAGUUGGGGUUUCGAGAGGGAAUUAAGGGAAAGGGAAGGAUAUGUCUGCGCCGUGGUGGGACAACGACUACAAUGGCCGCACCGGCUCCGACUCGAAGGGGCAGGAGAGCCGCGUGUACGUCGGCAACCUGCCGUACCGCGCCGACGAGCGCUCCCUCAAGGACUCCUUCUCCAACUACGGCGCCGUCAGCUCCGAGAUCGCUGUGGACCGUGAGACGGGGAGGUCCCGCGGGUUCGGGUUCGUGAGCUUCCAGGACAGCAAGUCGGCGAGCGACGCCAUCAAGGGCAUGAACGGCCAGGACAUCGGCGGCCGCAACGUCAUCGUCCAGGAGGCCCAGCCGCGCUCCCGCCGCUGAGCGCACGGCGCCGGCGGACCAGCCGCCGGCGUGAAGACUACGCGCUCAAGCCUACCUAUCUAGAUACUGCUACUAGUUGUGCUACUAUCAGUUUCAGUUUCAGAGUCGCGUUCGUGUUCGUAGUUUGGUUAAUUAAUGUAGUAGGGUUUAAGAGAUUGAUGCCAAUGAGGCUCUGUUGGUAAUCUCCUUCGUAGUUUGGGUUUAAUAAGAGAUAUGGGUGGUUAAUUAUCAGGCUCUGUUGGUAAUCUCUCGUUGGUAGUUUGGUCAAUGUACUAGGGUUUAAGAGAUGGAUGGGAUGGUUAAUUGUCAGGCUCUGUUGGUAACCUCCUGGAUAUGAAUCCUUUUGUCGUCGACGGCAGUCGGCAGCACCAUAUGCAUGAUCUUUAAAUUAAAGACGUGUUUGCUA
This is a messenger RNA of Oryza sativa Japonica Group (Japanese rice), 832 nucleotides long. RefSeq names its product glycine-rich RNA-binding protein GRP2A. The record is from RefSeq and is a predicted model, not a curated record. Lineage: Eukaryota; Viridiplantae; Streptophyta; Magnoliopsida; Poales; Poaceae. Gene Ontology annotation, molecular function: RNA binding. Gene Ontology annotation, cellular component: nucleus.